CUAUUAUUGGCCAGUACUUCAAAACUAGCUUGUUACCCUUCUUCCCAAACUUAGUUAUACUCUUAACAUAUACUAGUACAUGGCUAGCAGAGUUGCUUCAACUUCAAGGGCAAUGAUACUUUUGUUAAUGGUUUUAUUCUCAGCAAUGUUCUUGACUUCAGAGGCACGUAUCCUCAAGGGGGGUCAAGCAUUGCAAGGAAAUGCUAAUAAUAGCCGCCACCUUUUGCUCGAGUUAGGUUUUGAUCUCGCCAAACUUGAGCAUUAUCGAAGGUUGUCUACUCUUGGUGAUGUCUCUGAUAGAAUUUCACCAGGAGGACCAGAUCCUCAUCAUCAUUAGUGACCAAGUUGUUUUAGGGAGCGCUACCUUCCAAGAUGGAUUAUAUCUAAUAAAGUUUGAGUUUGAUCAUAAUUAAAAAUUAUGGAGCUCAUCAAGAUAUUUUGUUUUUGUUUGUUUUCAUCCUUCUACGACGGGCACUGCUUUUGGUUUAUCGUACGGUAUUUAGUCAAUCACUGUGGUUCGGUGAAAGACAGGCUCUUUGAUCCAUUUUGUUUUUGUUUCUGUUAUAUGUAUGAGUAUUAUAGAAUGUAUUUAUAUAGGAAAUAU
This is a messenger RNA of Populus euphratica (Euphrates poplar), 604 nucleotides long. RefSeq names its product CLAVATA3/ESR (CLE)-related protein 5-like. The record is from RefSeq and is a predicted model, not a curated record. The transcript has a single exon. NCBI's taxonomy places the organism in Eukaryota, Viridiplantae, Streptophyta, Magnoliopsida, Malpighiales, Salicaceae. The coding region runs from base 80 to 337 and encodes 85 amino acids.